This is a messenger RNA of Cladocopium goreaui, 426 nucleotides long. Lineage: Eukaryota; Dinophyceae; Suessiales; Symbiodiniaceae. The record is from the annotation of a GenBank genome assembly.
AUGAUGGCUUUAGAGUUAGGUCGUUUGACCGCGCACGCGCGUGCCUCGCAAUUUCAGCAGGCAGAUGGCUGGGUGAAGGACACGGUGCAGUUCUUCUUCAACGGCUGCAAGACGGAGGCGCAGAAGGGCCUGGACAGCUUCACCUUGCGCUCGCUUCCGAUCCCUGAGAUUGGGCCCUGCAUCAGUGUGGAUCAGAUCGCGGACACCUUAAAGGCCAAACUGGACACUAUGGGUUUUGCCAGUUGUGAGGUCAAGCACUACUACGACUUCCAACAACAUGCAGUUCUGUGCACCUUGCAUGCUAGCUGGCAUGUAGUGGACACCCCAGCGCCGCCGCCGAGCACUGGGGGAUGCUCCAACACCUGUCCCAUCUGCCAGGAGAUACGACCGGAAACUCGGCUGGAAAUUGGUGGGGGUUCAUCAUGA